AUGGGAAGGAGCGGAAUCCAGACGGGACCGGGAGGGAACCGGGACGGGACCGGCGCCGCGCGGAGCGGCGGAGCCACGCCCCUUUCCGCAGCCCCGCGGCGCUCCCGGGACCCCCGGACACCCCCGACACCCCUGGACACCCCCGGGCACCCCGGAGACUCCCAGGCAUUCCCGGCACCUCCGGACACCCCCGGGACCCCCGGAUACCCCCGGGACCCCCGGAUACCCCCCGGACACCCCCGAGACCCCCGGACACCCCCGGGACCCCUGGACACCCCCGAGACCCCCGGGCACCCCCGAGACCCCCGGGCACCCCUGGAUACCCCCCGAGACCCCCGGUACCCCCAGCACCUCCGGACACCCCCGGCACCUCCGGACAUCCCCAAGACCCCCGGGCACCUCCCGAGACCCCGGGGCACCCCCGGUACCCUUGGACACCCCCGGCACCUCCGGACACCCCCGGCACCUCCGGAUACCCCCGGCACCUCCGGAUACCCCCGGUACCCCCAGCACCUCCGGACAUCCCCAAGACCCCCAGACAGCCCCGGGACCCCCGGACACCCCGGGGCAGCGGUGGCAGCGGAGCGCGCCCCGAUCGCCAUGGCAGCAGAGGUUCCCCGCGGCCCGGGCGCCGCCGUCCCCCCGCCAGGUGCGGCGGCCAUGCGGGAGCGGGGCGGGGGGCGAGGCGCGGGGCCCCUCCGUAACGCGUGUGCCCCCUCAGCCCCCGCCGAGAGCGGCUGCUCGGACGAGUUCGCCCUGGACUGCACCUUCGCUGCGUGCGACCCCGAGCGCACAGGGCUGGUGCAGCCGCAGCGCGUGGUGGAGUACGUGGCGGCCAUGACCGGACACAGCGGGCACGACGGGCGGCUGCGGGCGCUGCGGCGGGCGCUGGACCCCGCGGCCGCGGGCACGGCGCUGGACUGGAGCCGCUUCCGCAGCGCCAUGGGCGCCUGGAUCGCGGCGUGCCGGCAGGACGGGGCCGAGGAGCAGGAGGUGGCCACUGGUGACACUGGAGCGGUGCCAGCAGAGGACGACGGACACGCGUCCCCAGCAGCCACCCAGCUCCAGGGCGACGACACGGAUGUCACCACCCCCAGCGCCGAGGCCGCGGGGCUGCGGAGCCGUGCCCGGCAGCUGGCAGCCCAGAACACCAAACUGCAGCGGGAUGCCGAGUUGGCCGAGGAGCUCAACGCCCGCCUGGCCGAGGAGAUUACGCAGCUCCAGGCGCAGCUGCGAAGCAGCCGGCAGGCGCUGGAGCAGGCCAGGGUGGCCGUCGAGGAGCUGGACGACAUGAAGGCCGUGGUGAAGCGGCUGGAGGAGGAGAACACCGAGCUCCGGCGGCAGGCACGGCACGCGGAGAAGGAGCAGCGCAGCCUGUGCUCGCGGGCCGAGGGCCUACAGGAGGAGAACCAGCGGCUCCUCACCGAGGGCCAGGGACUGCGGGAGCAGAUCCAGGCGCAGGCGGCUCGGACGGCCAGCCUGGAGGGCCAGCUCUGCCGUGGCACUGCCCUGCUCUCUGCCCGCGAUGCAGCCCUCGCCCAGGCAGGGCAGAGGGCGCAGGAGCUGACGGCAGCACUGGAGGAGUACGAGAGGAUGGUGCAGGAACUGCGCCUGGAGACCACGCGGCUGCGGCAGCAGCUGGGCCAGAUGCGGGACGCCUGGGCCAUGCGCCCGUGGUGCCCGCGGGGCCAGCUGGACACGCAGGCCACGGCCACAGCCCCGGGCACGGGGGACAAGGAGGACGAGGAGGAGGACGCGGGGACGGCGCUGUCCGCAGGAGGAGGCCUGGCGGGGAGCAGCGAGGAGGUGGCCAAGGCGGUGGCCCCGCAGGCGCCGCUGUCACCGUGGGCGCCGCUGUCACCGUGGGCCCUGGCGCUGCUGGCGCUGCUGGCCCUGCUCUGCCUCCUGCCCCGCCAGUGGCCCCAGCCCCAGCUGCGCCACCAGAGCCCCCCGCCCCUGUGAGACCCCUCCCCCCAGUAAAGGGCAGCUGGGCAGCGCCGUGUCCGCCUCGUCUGUACCGGCUCCCCCAAAC
Messenger RNA from Motacilla alba alba, 2032 nucleotides. RefSeq names its product KASH domain containing 5 (gene KASH5). Gene Ontology annotation, molecular function: dynein complex binding. Gene Ontology annotation, cellular component: nuclear outer membrane; meiotic spindle pole; meiotic nuclear membrane microtubule tethering complex. Gene Ontology annotation, biological process: chromosome localization to nuclear envelope involved in homologous chromosome segregation; homologous chromosome pairing at meiosis; telomere localization. The transcript has 14 exons. The record is from RefSeq and is a predicted model, not a curated record. The coding region runs from base 1 to 1962 and encodes 653 amino acids. Lineage: Eukaryota; Metazoa; Chordata; Aves; Passeriformes; Motacillidae.